CAACUUUUCAUUCCCUGGUGUGCACACAUUGGAAAUGAUCUCAGCUGGAUCAGCUGUUCGAACAAAACAAAAAUAUCUUUUAGUUUAAAAAUCCGGCAUUUCAUAUUAUUUAGUAAAUUUUAAGGAAAUUAAAUAUAAAUAAAGGCCAAAAACAUAUACAAACACAGCUUUAAAGGCAGAAUCAGGAUUACCCCCUUGCGGAUCCUUUAUAGGAUCCUUUGGACUCAAUCCAAGGAAACCGAGAUUAAGGAAUCGAUUCUUUAAGUAUAUAUUAAUUAUAUAGCUUAACGAAAUGCAAAUUGUGCGACAAAGUUUUUACAAAUAAAUGGAAAUUUGUUUGAAGGGAUCUCGUUCCUCCAACGCCUGGCGACCUGACUUUUGAGCCGGCGACGACUUCCUGGCUGCUGCAUCUUAUCGCCGGUCAAUAAAUGUACAUAAAUGCGCCCACGACAGGACAAAUAGCAAAGAGCAAGGACUCGCAGCCACAGAAACAAUAACAAUAGUCAAGCCGCAGGACUCGACCACAACAAGCCACAAUCGGCAAUCAUCAACACUGGCGCGCCGCAGACCGAGAAGGGGUCAGAGGUCAGAGAGAGGCGCUUUCUCGAUUUCUGAGGGCGCCAGUUGCAUUUUGACAACGGCAACGAACCAAAAACACCCGCGCACAAGCCAUGACAGCUGUACGAGAGACCCACUCCCCGGGAGCCCGAAUCGGCAUCGGAAUCGGAAUCGGGCAAAAACUAAAGCUAAAGCCCCAGUUACAGCCACAUCGGACGGCCAAGAAUCUGCACGCCCUGCUGGAUCUGCCCGCGGCGAUGGAACUGCGCCAAAUUGAGUUGAUCUAUCGGGCGGAGGGUAAUGCAAAUUUGGUGCUCGCCUUGCCGCAAUUUAAAAAAGUUUUACGUUUGCCAAAAAUGAUAUCCAGCAGACUGCGGCAGGCGAAGCAGCAUGAGCCGGAGGAUGAGGCUGCCCAGCCGGAAGGGCAACGCGAAUCAUCCGCCGAUGCCGGGACUGAAAAAGCUGGCGACUUGACAAUGCCGGAUUUUAUGGCUUAUAUCGGGAUAAUGCGCCGUCUAUUAGGAAAUGAGUUUGUCUGCGGAGCGGAUAUUGUUGCCAUACCAAAGGAAGACGAUAGAUUCUGGAUAAACGAGCACAUACGCGACCAAAGACCGGUUUCGCGUCUGGAUAAGGAAUUUGUGGGGCCAUUCGGCCUGCUGCUGCCAGAUGUGACCCAAUUGCCUGCCACGUUCGAUGUUUUACUUGCCAAUUUACAGGCAAAGGGCAAAACAGGAGAUGAAACUGGAGACGGAGGAGCAGCAGCAGGAACGAGGACUGGGAAGAGGAGCCAUGUCCGUCGUCUGGGCGAUACAUAUGCCAUCGAAAUAAAACCCAAACAAGGCUGGCUCCAGUUGGCAAGUGAUGUCAACGAUUUAUUUGAUUUAAUGCCGGCAGGAGCAGAGACAAAGCCAAAGGAGGAGCCCCGCAAUCAGGAGGAGCGGGAACCUUCACCCCGGGACAAGUGCUGGUGUCGCUUUUGCAGCAUGCAGCUGCUGAAGCUACACAAUGGGAAAAUCAAACGUUUGGGCCACUACUGUCCGCUGGAUCUAUUCUCCGGUGCACCCGGUCGUAUGCUCGAUGCCUUGGAUGCACUUCUCGCCUGCCCGCAAAAUAAUUUACGUGUAUUUCAGAACGGCAAUUUAAUUUAUGGCGAUCACGCGAAUUCGAUUUCCUUCGAUGAAUUGCACUCGCGUGUCUUUCCCGGUGAAAUUAUGGUGCUUAUAAAACAUUUGCUGGUGGCCUGCCUGCUCAGGGAAUACAAGGACCCUGGAUCCAACCGGGCAGAGAGCCCCAAUCAGAGCCAAAAGCAGGAGCAGGAGCCCGAGCCGGAGCAGCUGAAUCAGAGUCGCGUUUCAAUUGCGGCAACGGAGACAAAAGCAGGAGCUGCUGGAAUUGGCGCCGCUAAUGUUGUCCUGCCGUUUCGGGGCGGGGCAGCCGCCUCUGUUGUCACUGCCGGUCAAUCCGCGCCGAGGACAAGAGCAGCUGCUGCAACAGCCACGACCCAAAGGUACACAAAAGUGGCCAGAAUGGAAACAACAACGUUCGCAGCAGCCACGUCGAGAAGCCAACUGUCCGGCACCGUGUUGGCAACAGCAUCGGCAACGGCAAUGGCAACUCGAACGGAAACAAAAACAAAAGCGGAACCGGAAACACAGGCGGCUCCUGGUACGAGUCGCAAUGAGAAUCAGAGCGAAAGCCCAAAUCGGAAUCAGAAUCAGAAUGAGCCUUCGAAUCAAAGUGAAACUCAAACUCAAGCACAAAUCAACAAAGCGGAAAUAUUUCGCUUACCAAAAAAUUGUGUGUUGCAAAAAAUUUUGAAUUUGCAAUUGCAGGUAAAGCGCCACUUCGACUUCAUGUGGCAAUCCGGCUACUCCGACCACUCCCAGCCCACUUACAAUUCGCUCCGGGGACUGCUGGCCUCCGCCGAGGAGAGAAAUGAGGUGGAAUUCGAGCCGGAUGAGGAGCAGGCUUAUAUGGUAGGAGCCACCGCCCUGGACUGCUCGAUUAUGUUGACGUUUCAGGAAAUCGAAAUCAAAUGCGAAACCGAUUGCCCAGCUGGCCAGAGCGAUGCAAUACUAGCACUGCAGCCCUGGUGCGUCUCCCUGCUGGGUCAUCACUUUCUAACCAAGCUGUGUGUCCUCGAUUUGGAUCCCAAGCCCGACAGUCACUUUCAUAAAUUCAUGGCGCAGACACGUGAAAUUGAAAAGUGCCGUCGAGCAUUAAAUUAAUUAAUAAACUUUAUACCCAACUAAAAGCCGCACGCAUCGACUGCGGAGCUCAGAAAA
Drosophila suzukii is the source of this 2843-nucleotide messenger RNA. It is a transcript of the gene Ipk1, whose product is annotated as Inositol phosphate kinase 1. Gene Ontology annotation, cellular component: nucleus. Gene Ontology annotation, molecular function: inositol-1,3,4,5,6-pentakisphosphate 2-kinase activity; ATP binding. The record is from RefSeq and is a predicted model, not a curated record. Gene Ontology annotation, biological process: inositol phosphate biosynthetic process. Lineage: Eukaryota; Metazoa; Arthropoda; Insecta; Diptera; Drosophilidae.